Hibiscus syriacus is the source of this 432-nucleotide messenger RNA. RefSeq names its product chemocyanin-like. Lineage: Eukaryota; Viridiplantae; Streptophyta; Magnoliopsida; Malvales; Malvaceae. The transcript is spliced from 2 exons. Gene Ontology annotation, molecular function: electron transfer activity. The coding region runs from base 22 to 432 and encodes 136 amino acids. The record is from RefSeq and is a predicted model, not a curated record. Gene Ontology annotation, cellular component: plasma membrane.
AGGAGAGUAUUGUGCAGGAAAAUGAGAAUGGCAAUUAGAGGAAGCUCUGUCCUAAUCCCAGUAAUGGUAUUUUUGAUGGUGUUUCAGCUUCAAUAUGAGGCCAUUCAUUCGUAUACGCCGGUCCAUUACAUGGUCGGAGAUGAGGAUGGUUGGGAUCCGGUGAUCAGCAUGGAAGGCUGGGCUAAAGGGAAGGAUUUCCAUGCUGGCGACGUUCUAGAGUUCGUAUAUGGUUCUGGAAUCGAUGUUUCAAUAGUGGACCAAGAAGCACACGACGAUUGCAGUGUUAACGACAAAUCCAUAGAGUUCAGCACAGGGGAUGACAAUAUCACACUUGCGUUUGGAGCCAAUUAUUUUAUUUGCAGUAGACCUAUUGUUUGCCAAGCUGGGUUGAAGUUGGCCAUCAACGCCACUGCACCACCACCUUCACUUUAA